CAGGAUCGCUGACAGCUGCGGGAGGAGGAGGCGGUGUGAGGGGGAUGGGUCGGUGAAAGAUAAAACCAGAGGUGGAGACGGUUCGAUAUUGUGGUGACAGCAAGUGAGGAUGACGAUGCCGCAUGUAGGGGCAGUAUUUGCAACAAUGGCAGGGAUGAUGGCCAUCCUUUUGCACUCCUCUAUUCACAAGAUAGAGGAAGGACACCUUGCUGUUUACUACAGAGGUGGCGCGUUGCUGACCUCUCCCAAUGGCCCAGGAUAUCACAUUAUGCUGCCUUUCAUCACCACAUACAGAUCAGUGCAGACUACGCUUCAGACCGAUGAGAUCAAGAAUGUGCCUUGUGGAACAAGUGGAGGUGUGAUGAUUUAUUUUGACAGGAUAGAAGUGGUUAAUAUGUUGGUCCCUUCAGCAGUGGUGGAUAUUGUUAGGAACUACACAGCUGAUUAUGACAAAACUCUAAUUUUCAACAAAAUUCACCAUGAACUGAACCAGUUCUGCAGCGUGCACACUCUGCAGGAGGUCUACAUCGAGUUGUUUGAUAUUAUAGAUGAGAAUCUGAAGACUGCAUUACAGAAAGAUCUCAAUGCGAUGGCACCUGGACUAACAAUUCAGGCAGUCCGUGUUACCAAACCAAAGAUCCCAGAAGCUAUCAGGAGGAACUUUGAACUCAUGGAGGCUGAAAAGACUCGCCUGUUAAUAACGGCGCAGACUCAGAAAGUGGUAGAAAAAGAAGCAGAGACCGAAAGGAAGAAAGCCAUCAUUGAGGCUCAAAAGGUUGCUCAAGUAGCAGAGAUCCAGUACAAGCAGAAAGUCAUGGAGAAAGAGACGGAGAAGAAGAUUUCUGAAAUAGAAGACGCUGCGUUCCUGGCGAGGGAGAAGGCGAAGGCUGACGCAGAAUACUACACUGCUGCCAAAUCUGCAGAAUCAAACAGGCUGAAAUUGACACCCGAAUACCUGGAGCUCAUGAAGUACCAGGCCAUAGCGGGCAACAGUAAGAUCUACUUUGGCCAGGACAUUCCUAACAUGUUUGUGGAGGGGACGAACGGCGCCGCUAAACCCGUGCCCUUGCCUACUUUACUCAAAGCUGAACCGGAACUGCCUAGAGCGAAGUAAAAAAGUCACAGUGAGUCCACAGCUGAGCCUCUGCACAGGGCAGGACGACCUGAUGCAACAAAGCGGUCUUGUCACUGAACAUGCGUUGCUUUGCCGCUAGUUUGGUGAACAGCACAUUUCAGUCUUAAAAUUACAUGGCAGAGAGAGAGAGAGAAAUUGAGAAGUAAGAGUUUGGGACACACAGUGUGAGUCUUACAAGGAAAGAGAACAAUGCCGUCUUUAUGUCUGGGAAGGUGACAAAAAGUACUUAAACCUGCUUUUUUUUUUUUCCUCUUUUUUUUUUU
This is a messenger RNA of Poecilia latipinna (sailfin molly), 1398 nucleotides long. RefSeq names its product ER lipid raft associated 1 (gene erlin1). Gene Ontology annotation, biological process: SREBP signaling pathway. The coding region runs from base 110 to 1114 and encodes 334 amino acids. Gene Ontology annotation, cellular component: endoplasmic reticulum; endoplasmic reticulum membrane. NCBI's taxonomy places the organism in Eukaryota, Metazoa, Chordata, Actinopteri, Cyprinodontiformes, Poeciliidae. The transcript has 12 exons. Gene Ontology annotation, molecular function: ubiquitin protein ligase binding; cholesterol binding. The record is from RefSeq and is a predicted model, not a curated record.